Messenger RNA from Anopheles coustani, 4005 nucleotides. RefSeq names its product serine/threonine-protein kinase GL21140. NCBI's taxonomy places the organism in Eukaryota, Metazoa, Arthropoda, Insecta, Diptera, Culicidae. Gene Ontology annotation, molecular function: protein kinase activity; ATP binding. The record is from RefSeq and is a predicted model, not a curated record. The transcript is spliced from 10 exons. The coding region runs from base 859 to 2742 and encodes 627 amino acids. Gene Ontology annotation, biological process: intracellular signal transduction; protein phosphorylation.
UCGUGUCGUGCAAAGAGUUGAGGGCGUUGAUCGGGUCUGGUCGAAUUAAUUUCCCUAUUUCCUCUGUGUGAAGCGACUGCUGUAUCAGCGAGCGCAGGAAAACGGUGAAAACAAUGGUGGUUCUAGUGUAGUGUCUUACUGCUCAGGAAUAGUUCGAUCUUCUUCGCGUCUUCGCCUGCUCCGCUCCGGUCGUCAGUCGGUGUUGGUGAAACGAUGCACACCUGAUUUGCACUUCAGCAGUUCAGAAAACCGUCGAAGACACAUAUCCGCGGAACGCGCGAGCAUCAAUUUGUCCACAAUCAUCACGACCAGCGGGUGAAAAUUAGUUCCUCCUCGGGCCCGGCACGGUUUUUUUCGGUGAGAGUCUGUCUGCAUUUUUGUUGUCACUUAUCUGUGUAAAGUGUGCGUGCAGUUUUUUGUUCCCUUUAGUGUAGUGGCCAACCGGAAAGUGGUAAAAAGUUUGCUUUGCUCGAAAGCAGCAUCUACAUCCGCGCCGCCUUGUUCUGCUUCGUCCGGCGCAAUUUUACCCCAACAGGGCGGAGUUAAUUAUCAGUAAAGUUUUUUCCCCCCCCUGCCUUCUGUACAAACCGUGCGGGUGUGUUCAAUCAAGUGUUUCGGCCAAACCGUUACUAUUACCGUACGGUAGUGAGCCAGCAACCGUGUGUGCAUUUGUUGCUGGCCAGGCGCCACUGGAAGAGACAUCGGCGUUGCAUUAUUAAUUAUCCCGUGCACUUGUGCCCAUUUCAUUUGCAAGGAGCACAGGCGUCUAGUCUAGUUGGAAAAGCCAUUUUCCAAGCGGAUCAUACCGCCGACAAAAUUGAGGAACCACGGGCGAACGGCAGCAAAAAAGACGGCGGUAUGGAAGUGAGCACCCAUACAACUUCGACGCUCAGUCGAAGCAACAGCCGGACCAGCUCAAACUCGGAGCUGGAAAAGGAGCUGAUCGAUCUCGACCUCAGCGGGGGCACGCACAACAAAUCGAACACACUGAAGAAGCGCAUCUCGAGCAGUCGGACGCCGGCGAAAAAAGCGAAACGGAUACGAUUUUUUCGUAACGGCGACAAGUUCUAUCCCGGCAGCACGAUACCGGUCUCGGUAGAGCGUUACAGAUCUUUCGAUAGUUUGACGGAAGAUUUAACGCGACUGCUCGAGGACAGCGUCACACUGACGGGUGCGAUUCGGGCAAUCUACACCCUCGAGGGUAAGAAGAUCGAGAAGGUGGACGAUCUGGAGGACGGAAAGAGCUACGUAUGUUCCUGCAACAAUGAAGGUUUCAAGCGGAUAGAGUAUAAUGUAUUAAACACCAACACCAAGAACCCCAACAGACUGUCUAGAAUAAUACGCCCACUUUCACCGGUAAAAAACGGAGGCUCUAAUGGUGGCACCCCGCUGAAAGAGAUCGACUCGGUGGUGCAUCCCCGGAUCGUGACGCUCAUAAGAAAUGGCGUGAAGCCACGAAAGAUCCUACGAUUACUGCUGAACAAACGCAACAGUCCAACGUACGAGCACGUGCUGACGGCCAUCACACAGUGCGUCAAGCUGGACACGGGCUGCGUACGGAAGGUGUUCACCGUUUCGGGUGUCCCGGUGCAGCAGCUGGCACAGUUCUUCGGGGACGAUGACGUAUUCUUUGCGUACGGCAACGAACGGGUCGGUGUGAACGAUUUCGAGCUCGAGGCGGAAGAAAGUAAGGCGAUCGCGGCCCACCGGAAAACGCUCCGCAGCAGUACGACGCGGACGGGACCGAAGCCCAAGAUGCCGGUCAAGAGCCACAACGAUACGUUCGUUUGCGUGGACGAAUCGGUGCUAAAUGGGGGCAUCCUGCCCGAUUCGUUGCCACUGGAACUGCAGGCGAAAUACACCCUUGGGACAGUGAUUGGUGACGGAAACUUUGCCGUAGUACUGAAGCUAAAAGACAAGCAGAAAAACACCGAAUUUGCAUUGAAAAUUAUCGAUAAGUCGAAAUGUUCCGGCAAGGAUCACUACCUAGCAGCGGAGAUUCGGGUAAUGAAGAAGCUAAACCAUCCGUACAUCAUCCAGCUGGUGCACGACAUCGAAACGAUCAAAAACAUGUACCUCGUGCUGGAACUGGUGCGCGGGGGCGAUCUGUUCGAUGCCAUAACGCGGGUGACGCGCUUCUCCGAGAACCAGUCGAAGAUCAUGAUGAAACACCUGGCGUCCGCCAUGGCUUACAUGCAUUCCCUUAGCAUCGUCCAUCGGGACAUCAAACCGGAGAAUUUACUGGUGGAACUAGACAGUGAUGGUAAUGUGGUCCUGCUGAAGCUUGGAGACUUUGGACUGGCCUGUGAAGUGACGGAACCGUUGCUUUCUAUCUGUGGAACCCCGACCUAUGUCGCACCGGAGAUACUCAUGGAAUCGGGCUACGGUGUGAAGAUUGACGUUUGGGCCGCCGGUAUCAUACUGUACAUUCUGCUGUGCGGUUUCCCACCGUUCGUGUCACCCGAGAACCAGCAGGAGCAGCUGUUCGAUGCCAUCCUGAACGGGUACUUUGACUUUCCCGCACCUUACUGGAACAACAUUGGCGACAGUGUGCGCGAUCUGAUCAUCAACAUGCUGCAAUCCGAUCCGGAGCUGCGGUUUUCCAGCGAGGACAUUCUCGACCACCCGUGGCUCACGAGCGACAUCGUGGACGAUACGCGCGAUCCGGACGGGCUCGUUCUUGGAGAAAAUUGUGUUCCACUCGAGACGACGGUGGUGGCAAUUCCAAUCAGCAUCCAAUAAUAAGGGACGCCGUGUCGCUUUGGUGAGAGAUCGAUACAAAAACAAUCACAAAAUUACAUAAAGGACGGCCAGAAAAGAAAAUCUCGUUCCUAGAAGGCGCCUCAUAAAAACCUCAUCCAAAUCUCACAGUGGAUACACACACACAUAAUGCUGCGAGUGGGAUGGAAGCGACCGAGGAAGGUUUGUGUGCCACUCUUUAUUUUGCUAUCAAUUUUUUGCUUUUAACUGAACAGCAUCACAUUGGUUUGACGACACCGUUUCGGUAAACGUUUUGUUGUACAUAUUGCUUCACGAAGAUGUAUUUAUUUCUAGCGUGUAUUAUGUUAUAAAUCCAGCGAAAGUAGUGAAUAAUUAUUAUGCCUCGUAUUUCUACGACUAUUCGGUUGUUUGUUUUGUAGCACCAUUUGCAUCACAUUAGUUAGCAGCAGUUUAGUGUUUGUACUUUUCUACUCCUUUACCACCACUACUCACUGCUACUAGUCUUUAUUAGUGUUUUGAAGAAUUGAUGACGGCGUAUCGCCGAUUAGCUUGGGGAAGAAUCAAGCGUGAGCAAACUUAGAAACAUCCCAUGAGUACACACCAUUGCGAAGAUGAAACUUAAACACAAACAGCAAGUUCUUCUUUUUUCUAUUUAUUUACCUCCGUAAAGAUGACAUUGCAUAGAUAGAGCAUUAUAAAACAAAUGAAAUUAGAAGGAAAAAACUCGACGGAUUAAAGAAGAAUUGUAAGGAGAGUUGCUAAGCAAAUGUUAUGUUUAAGUCAGUCAAUGUCGAAGCUUGGGAACGGUUUGAUUGUUCUUCUUUUUUUUUUGUUAAAGCGAAAAGAUUUAUGCUACUCUAGUAAGUGCUGGUGUGUUAUCAUUUAAGAUAGGCACGUUUAGUAUUUGUUUUUAUGCAUAUUAGGGGUGAAUAAGGCUAAACAUUGGUAGCUUUCAUACUUCUGGUCAUACGAGACUCAAAUUGCAAAGAAAGGAUCAAAAAGCACCAAUGGUCUGUGCGUGUAACAACGGGACGGUAGAAACAUUUUGAUAAGAAACAAAAACGAUCCAAAAUUUAAUUAUAUUUAGGCUCAAAACAAAACAUCGCCAGACUGGGAAACUCCGUCACGGCGGGAAUAUUAGGUUUUUAUUUUGGAAACGAACGAUAUUUGUAAACACGAAAAGAAAUUGAAAAACCAAUCUCCCCACUAUUGUAGGACGCUUUUGUUUUCACCACAUGAACAUGAAAUACACUGAACGCUAAAGAUGUAAGAUCUCAAAUUGCA